UUAAUGCAUAGUCUUGUAUCGAGAUUAAUGCGUGUAAAAAAAUAAAAGUUGCUCGAUGCUCGACGAAAAUGUUUUCAUCAAUUUUAACGUGUUUUUAUGUCAUACAAAUUUCAUAGAAGUCUGAAUUGAAACAAUUUUACCAUCUGUGGAGGAUUCGUUUUAAAUAUCAUAUAUACAGUAGUAGUGUACUCUACUGCAUGUGUGCAUCACGCAAUUUCUACACUAAUUAGAUACGUAUUUUCCUGUAGGAGAAUGGUUAUCAAGAAAAUAAAACCUAUAAAAACAAUUCUCAAUGAUCAUUCGGUGUUAUAUGAUAACAUAAACGUGAUUGGUGUGUACGCAGCAUAAAUUUAUAACUUGAUCAUUGUUGACGCAUAGCACCGCGAGAGUGCGCAUUACUCAGUGAAAGAAAAUGGUGGUUAUUUGGGUGUAGUCGGACGAUUUUCUACAUCACAAAUGUGAGUACCGGCUGACUAAGAAAUUACGAGUGCUGUUUGUCAGUGCGUCGCGAAGCUAAUAUGAUCAGGUCGAUAUCUGAGAAUCAUUUAACUUCUUUGGUAUUAAAUAUUUAUUAAGAAAUUGAAGUAACAGAGUAUAUUCGAUAAAGAAAGGAGGAAAAGAUCUGUGAUGAAUAUAAGAACCACAUACUCUGUGCACUUAGAUAAAUGCAUCCAGUAUUUUAUAAUUUGAAAGAUAAAGUUAAUUAAAGAUACCGUUUUUCUAAAAAUCUUUAUCUAAGUCAAACUGGGAGAAAAAAAAUAUAUAUAUAUAUAAAUUUAUAUAUAUAUAUAUAAAUAUAUAUGUACAUAUAUAUAAAGUAGAAGACAAGGAUUUUUAUAAAGUGAAUUCUUUCAUACGUUGGUUAUGUGCAAUGCCGAGAUGCUGCAAUGAAAACAAGGCAGUGAGUUCGGUUGGCACUAGUCGGGAACAUAAUACGGAAGAUAUUUUGUUAACACAGAGUCGUUCUUUUACAAUUGGAAAUCAGUUGGAAUUAGAGGAAGAUCCACCAAUUGUUGAGAAAUCACACAGAAGAGUAAGGUGUGAUCUAAGUCCAGUUCCAACAAGCACAAGUACUAAUUUGAAUAUAAAGCUUUUAAGUAUUAAGGCAGAUAGAAAUAGUCGUCAAGAUCAAGUGGAGACUGGAUCUGGUGGGUACAGAGAACGGAAGAAAGAAAUUAAAAAGAGAGCAGCUAUAGGCAAUACAGUGCGUGGAUUCCUCUCAUCUGGCCACAGCAGGCAGGACAGGUAUGAGACAAAUAGACAACAAUCUUCAGGGGGAAGUGGCCUGUCAAGUUUAUGUCCAAAGCUGGUGGCCAGUGGAGGUGGUGGUAAUCAGAGUGGGAUUAGCCUGGCAGUGGGCCACUUAGCCUCUCAAGAAGGAGUAGGUCCUUGCUCAGUUGUAACCACUCAAAGAAUUCAUAAUCACACACAUAAUCACAAACGCCAAAGAAAAUUAUCUAUUGUCUCACAAGCUGGCACUAGUGCUCAUAGUUCUGGAGAUAGAAAGACAUCAAAUCUAAGCCGUUCCUCUACACCAAUUUGCAAAAAGCAAGUGCGGACACAAAGGGCUGACCAUACAGAUUCAUUAUCGAUAACAAGUAACGGAGUCGCCAGUAGUUCACCUUCUUCUAAAAAGAAAGUUUUAUCUGCGUUACGAAUUUGUGAAAAAUCAUCAUCUCGGAAUCUCAAUUCACCAUCUUUAGAUCAUGAAAAUGAUCGCAGUUUUAGCGAUGCAGAGGAAGCUAUUACAGCAACAGAAAAUGUGUUCAAUGUGCCAGGAUCCAGUUCCACACCUUCAACACCACUUAGUCGAUUGAAAUCAAAAAAAUCGGACGAAGAUGAAACGAGUGUGGAAUACAAUAUUAGUAAAGAAGGUGCUGAUUCCUCACGAAACCCAUCAGACAAAAAAGGAUCACUAGAUUCCAACGAAGAAAAGACAUCUACAUUAGAAUGUUUCGAAUCUUCUAAAACUUCGAAUAUUAUAAAAAAAAUAUCGGCAAAUAGUAUUGACGAAGAAAUAAGUACACAGAAUAAGCAAAAAAUAAUUUCCACUUCUUCCACAAGUACGAAAUCCAGCAAUUUAAAAUCUAGAAACAAAUAUGUUGCAGAAAAGAUGAUUGAGCAACACAAUAGCAAAAAUUUAAAAGGAAUAAAUAUGGAAAAAAAUAUAAAUACAAGUUCGUCCACAGAAACAUCCAUGAGUUCAGCAGCUAAUAAAAAUAACGAAAAAACCAAACGGAAAACGUCUAACGAAGAGCCGAAAUCUAUUAAUCUUGCAGAGAAUGAAGACUUAACUAAAAAUUCUGAGAAAAAUGUGAUAGAUGAUAAAAAUGACAUGCAACAAACUGAAGAAAUGGUAAAAAGCUCAAGAUUUGUAACAUCAAAAGUGUCAGAAGAAAUUGUGGAAACUGAGAUUAAGGAUAUAGAUGCGCAAAGAGAAGUAGAAGAAGAAGUGACGAUAUAUGAUGAAGAUGAUAAUGGCACCAGUAUCAGUGAUAUUGUUGCUACUCAAGCGCUUCAUGAAUCUCUGAGUAAAUUAGGUAAAGUACCACCAUUAGAUACUGAGUUGAAGAAUGUCAAGGAUACGAACACCCAAGACGAAACCAAGAUGGUAAAGGAAGAAAAAGAAAAGGAAGUCGUGCAAGAAGAAGCAGUGGAAGGAUUUAUUGGUCCUUUACUUGAUGAAAAUUUUAAAGCAGAUGAAAAAUUAACACAGAAAACAAUGGCUAUGGAAGAAGUACGAAAUUUAUUAAUGAAAGUUAAAGUGCAAACUGUUGAAGAUGAUGAUGAUGAAGAAAAGGCUAUAGGUAUAUCACCAGAUGGUAGAUUUUUAAAAUUUGAAGAAGAAAUUGGUAGAGGCAGCUUUAAGACUGUAUAUAGAGGUCUGGAUACUCAAACUGGUGUAGCUGUUGCUUGGUGUGAAUUGCAGGAAAAAAAAUUAAAUAAGACGGAAAGAUUAAGAUUUCGAGAGGAAGCAGAAAUGUUGAAAGGUUUACAACACCCAAAUAUUGUCAGGUUUUAUGACUAUUGGGAAGUUACACUUACACGUAGAAAAUAUAUUGUGCUAGUCACUGAACUUAUGACUUCAGGAACCUUGAAAACGUAUCUAAGACGAUUUAAAAAAAUUAAUCCAAAAGUUGUAAAAUCUUGGUGUCGACAAAUUUUGAAAGGCCUUAGUUUCUUGCAUUCGAGGUCACCACCAAUUAUUCAUCGUGAUUUAAAAUGUGACAAUAUCUUUAUUACCGGUACCACAGGAAGUGUAAAAAUUGGCGAUUUGGGACUUGCUACUCUUAAAAACAGGAGUUUUGCAAAAAGUGUUAUUGGAACACCCGAAUUUAUGGCACCAGAAAUGUAUGAAGAACAUUACGAUGAAUCCGUUGAUGUUUAUGCGUUUGGAAUGUGUAUGCUUGAAAUGGCUACUAGUGAAUAUCCAUAUUCAGAAUGUACUGGACCGGCACAAAUAUAUAAACGCGUAGUAUCGGGUGUAAAGCCGCAAAGUUACGAUAAAGUGGAAAAUCCAGAAGUACGUGAGAUUAUAGAAAUGUGCAUUCGAUUGAAAAAAGAAGAACGGCCUUUAGUUAAAGAUCUUUUAAAUCACGAAUUUUUUGCGGACGAUGUUGGCUUAAAAUUAGAAAUGGUUUCAAGAGAUUCAGCCGUAGCGGAUGCGGAAUUAUCGCGUGUUGAAUUCCGACUUCGAGUGUUGGAUCCCAAAAAACGUACUAACAAACAUAAAGAGAACGAGGCGAUACAGUUUGAUUUUGACAUUCAAACUGAUAAUGCAGAAGAAGUAGCCUCAGAAAUGGCUAAAUCUAGCCUUAUACUUGAGGAAGAUGUCAAGGCUGUAGCAAAAAUGUUAAAAUCGCAAAUCAGCACUUUGUUACGAGAGAGAGAAGAACGUAAAGCCAAAGAAGAAAAGGAACGUUUAGAUCGAGAAGCGGAUAGUGCUAAUACAACCAAUGAAAAUUUGUUACAACAACAAUUAUUACUUCAACAAAUGCAAUUGCAACAGCAACAACAACAGAUGCAAUCAAAUAUGAGCAUCCAAAUGCAAGGUCAAGUACAAAUGCAGUUGCAACAGAAUCAAAUACCUUUGCAACAACAACAACAAAUGCAAACUGCUGCACAACAACCUCAGCAACACAAUUUACAACCACAACAAGUCCAAUUGGUUCAACAGCAACCAUUAAUGCAGCAACAAACGUCUGUUGUUCAGCCACAGCAAGCACAACAAAUGCAACAAGUGACUCAGGUUUCACAGCAGCAAGUGCAGUACCAACAACAGCAAUAUCAACAACAGUUACAACAACAGUAUCAACAGCAACAACAACAGCCACAACAAUUUCCUCAGCAUGUUACGCAAAAUUUAACUGCUACUUCUUCACAAUGCUCUACCCCACAAACUGUACAGACUCAACCACAAUUUCCUCCAGUAUCUCAACAAAUACAACAACAGCAACAUUUGCAUCAGCAACAACAGUAUAUACAACUGAAUCAAAUGAAUGUGCCACAACAAAUGGGUCAUCAAAUACAACAAGCACAGAUACAAAUUUUAUCACAACCCCAACAUAUGCAUCAGCAAAUAUCGCAACCUCCACAAGUGCAAUAUUCUCAACCGCAAAUACAGCAUGUUCAAAAUCAGCAGUACUAUCAGCAAAAUACGACAGGAACCUCAGGAUACAGUACGCAACCCCUAUAUCAGCAAAAUAUAUCUCAACAAGUGUAUCAUUCGUAUGCCAGCUCAAGUUCCUCUGGCCAUGUAGAGAUUUUAUCAUCCAACCAGCCUACAGCCCAAAUUUAUUCUCAUCCAAGUAUCCCUCAGAAUACAGCACCUCCAACUUCACAGCCUUACAUGCAACCACAGCCAGGACAAGUACAAGCAUCUGUACCAACUGGUCUAAAUCUUCAGAGCACGUCAUCAGCGACUCAUAUGCAAAAUACAAUAACAUCAACAAUUCCAAAUAUGCAAAGUGCACCUACUCUUAUUUCGAACAGUGGACAUCAAUCUCAGUCUCAACAAAAUGUCUUAGUUCAAAUGAAAUAUUCGCAAAGUUCUAGUAUUCCUACUUCUGUACCCAUAUCAUCUGGGAUUUCUGUGCCAUCAACAACAGUGUCUCAGCAACAACAGCAUUUCAUUUCAAACACAGAACAGCUAUGUUCUAACACAGAAAGAUCUUCUUUAUCUAAACAAGAUACAAUGGAUUCUGUGCAAUCUUUGCCAACGGACGUACCGCCUACUAUUCAGGAUCAAGGAAAUAUCUCUAACGUGUCUAACAUAAGCACAUCUCAAGUAGCAAUGCCAAAUGAAGGAAUAAAUCAAGAAAGUGCAGAGAAUGUCACUUUAUCCGAAAGAUCUAGAGUAAAAAGAUCCGGUACGAAACGUAAAAAGCCUGGUAUCAAAUUAACAGUUUUAUCUGUAAGUAGUAAUGAGGGACAAUCAAUGAUUGUUGAAUGUCAGUUAGAUACCAGCAAACAAAAAACUGUGACAUUUAAAUUCGACAGAGAUGAUAUGGUACCUACUGACAUUGCUAAUAACCUGGUUGCUGAAAAUUUAUUGCCACAAUCUCAAUGUGAAACGUUCGUUGAAUUGAUAGAAGACAUCGUUAAACAAUUACGUUUGGAUCCUACACGGGCUUUACCUUUAGUAGCACAUGGUCCACCAGAUCAAUCUGCCGGUGGUAGUCCAGUCACGAGUCGUCGACCUAGAGAUCGUGACCACAGUCUUGAUACAGCUAAGCAGGUGAGACAUGGCUCGCUAACUCGUCAAAGCAGCCACCGAUCGUCGUACAAAAUCCAUCGUAGACACCGUUCGAGAGACGAAACUUCCAAUACUUCUACACCUACCAAAUUAUUACCGAUUGAUCAAAUUCUUUCUCACAUUACGGGCUCCACCUCCAUGGAUAAGCAACAAAAUGUGCAAACGCCUGAUAGCCAAAUGGGUCCUGAAAACACAUCAGCUGAAGCAUCCAGAAGAUCAUCAACCUCUACACAAAAUACGGAUACAUUAACACCGACUAAUUUACCAAGCGAUCCCACUGAUCCAACUCAGGAAACCAUAGUAUCUGCAACAGCAGACACAGUGUUAGACGCGCAAAGUAUACUUAAAGAUGAAACAGCUAAAUCAACUUAUAUCCAAAGUCAAAUAACCGAUUCGACUGUAAAUCAAAUAAAUGAAAAAUCUAAAGAAUCCGGCGUUCAAGAUGCAAUGGAACAAGAGAAAGAAACGAAUAAAGAGACACACUUUGAUGCCACAGCUGCAGAAGUAGCUACAUUAACUGCGCCACCUCCAGCACGAAAAAUUUCUCGUUUUUUAGUUAGCCCUGUAGUUGAACAGAAGAUUGUUACAAGUGAAGAGGGAGGAUCUACUUCUGUAGAAAAUACAGAUAAAUCUAACGUAUUAACAACUCAACCUAGUUCAUUAUCGCAAUCAAAUACAAUUGAUGAGGGGCAAGUAAAACACGAUGAUCUAGAAGUGAAUGUUUUAGAAGCACAAGCUAUUCCUGAAAAAUCUAAUAUCGAAAUCGUUACGCAAAAUCCUCAAUGUAUCGCAGAACAAGUAGACACUGUUCAAACAAUUCAACAACCGGUACAACAAUCAAUUACUCUUCAAAGUACUGUACAAGGGCAAGCAAUCCUACCCAUAUCACAAAUGCAACAGAAUGUUAGUGCUGUGCAAUCUAGUCAACAAAAUGUAAUGGUUCCAGGAUCAGCAAUAACGCAUCAAUCGCCUCAACAGGUACAAGUUGUAUCUCAAAACGUAGCCAUGCCACAAAAGGAUCCACAAACUCAAGUUUCAUCGAGCGGAAUCAAUAUAUCAGGACAAUAUCAAAAUCAAUCUAUGCCAUGCAAUAUUCUAUUACAGCAACAACAAAUUCCUAUACAACAAAGUAUAGCGCAAAUGCACAUUCAGCCUGAACAUCAGCAUCAGGGACAAAUGCAAGCUCAACGACCAUUGCAACAAUUUCAACAUCAACAAAUACCGCAACAACAUCAACAAUAUGUGAUACUUCCUAGACAUAUUCCACAAUUACAACCAGCCACAAUCAUAGAUGAGAGAAACCGCAGGAUUUCUAAUAUUUCUACAACAUCGAACAUGUCUACGGAUUCGCAAAUUUCGGAAAUUGCUAAUAUGACGGACGAUAAGAAGCAAACAAUGAUCAUGCCCAAUUUAUCGAUGCCCCAAACACAGCAUGUACAAUUUAUUUCUCAACCAGAUGGAUCAAAUAUCACUCCUUUACCACAGACUGUUUUGGAACCAAUCCAACAGCUUCAAACAGCACCUCAAGCUACAGUGAAUGUCCCAGCAAAUGUAUCUGUACCUGUUUCAGUUCCUGCCCAUCAAACUGUCACUGUAGAGGUUGCUCCUAAAGUUACACUUAAAACUAAAGAAGUUUCAUCAACGCUUCCAGAUUUAGCACAAAAUUUAGCAAAUAUACUUUCGAACCCGAAAUCGAAAUCUGUAACUCCUCAUUGUUUAACUACCCACGAACCAAGCCAAGCUGUAAAUAUCCCAGGAACUACAAUACUCGAAUAUAAACCUACUCUCCAGUCUGAACAGUAUUUUCAACCUAUUCAACCAGAAGCAAGUCAAAUACAAAUGCAACCGCAAUUACAACAUAAUUAUCAAGUGAACACAACACAGCAAGGAAUUCCACAAACGUUUCAAUUUAGUCAACAACCUCAUCAAGCUCAAAUACCUCUGCAGCAAACAAUGCAACUGAAUGCAACCCAUCAGAUCGACCCUCAGUUACAAAUGGCACAACAAAAUUUUCAACAAAGCAAAUGGGCUGCAUCUAUGAAUCAAAAUAUUAUACAGCAAUCUGCAUCAAUCAGACAUAUUCAACAGAUUCAACCACAAUCGCAACAAACUAUCCCACAACACGUUAUACAAGAAAUUCAAAAUGUAGAAAAUUGCAUUUCUUCCGAUCAAUCUCAGUUUCAUUUAAAGCUCCCUGAUCAACAACUCUUAGGAAAAGUAUCCGAAACAGAAGCUCAAGAAGCUAAUUCAGCUGGGCGUACAACUUCUGAAUGUCCUUUAUUAUCGGAGAACGAAAGCUCUAGCCAUGAUGUAACUCCUGAACAUACGUUCGUUGAAUCUGUAGAUUCGGUAUUAUUUACACAAAAUCAAACAUUGCAACAACAACAGCAGCAGCAGCAACACCAACAGCAGCAACAACAUCGAAAGCUUAGUCAACAGAAUUCGCUAGAUAAAGUCUCAGAUACGACUACUGGAACUAGUGUUCCGGGUGGAACAGGUCCACAAACAAUAGCAGAUCUCCAUCAAAAGCUUGUUCAAUUAACAAGUCAGCCGUCCGAAGCACUUAAUGUAGGCACACCUCCUAUAAGUUAUCCAGCUACUCCUCAUAAUCACCAGAUAAUAGGUGGAUAUGAUGCUUACAUGCAUUCUUUACAACAGAAACUUGUCAAUAUUGGCAUGCCAAUUUCCACUACACAUGGCAUACAAGGUCCUCUAUCACCGCAGACUACGAUACAGUCAACUACAAACUUGACUGAUUCAAAUGUUCCAACAAGUGUGGAAAGUUCUGUUUUAACUCAAGAAAGCUCAAUUCAACAACUUACGCUUUCUCAAACUCAUGUAGAUUGCUCUCUCGAUAGUCCAACUCCAACACCUGGAGGGGCUCCUGUAGGGUCUGAAACUAUGAGUCCGAGUAAAGAGAGUAUAAAAGUUCGAACCCAAAGACCGGGAUCUCGUCUCCAAGAAUUAGAACAAGAAUUAGCAAAAAUUCACAGAGGAUCGAUUCCAGCAACAGCUUCUCCACAACCUUUAACACCGCCUGUAUCCAUCAGUUCUGUUCCGCCGUCGUCCGUUGGUUCUAUUCAGCUGCAACCAUCGUUACAAUCUACUCAAAGUUUAUUGACUACUGUUCCACCUGUAACUGCUGUACCUGUUGCUACCGUUACUCCCAGUGUCUUUACAUCACGCUCUGAUACGAACACUCCGGUGCAAAUAGAAUCUCAAGAAAAUGUUUCCGAGAAGGUUAGUACAACACAACCUGUUAGAAAAAUAUCAAGAUUCGUGGUUUCCAAGGUCGCAGGUCCUCCUAGUAAUGCUGCUACACCGAUUCAACAACAUACCGAUAUGUCAAAAAAUCAAACAGAAGAUUCAAAGGUUUAUCACAUAGAUGACACACAGGGUACACCAGUACAAAUAACUCAUAGCCGUGAGGGUUCUCUUCCACCUACGCAAAUUACUCAGCCUAUUAAUGCUCCUGUUGUAGAACAAAUAGAAAAAGAUGAGAGAUUUUGGACAUUAACACCAAGUGAAGAAUAUCAAUUGCUUAUAAAAAAGCAAACUAUGGAAUUAGAAUCCCUGCAAAGAAGACAUAGAGAAGAAUUGGAACGAUUUCAACAGCAUCAAUUACAGCUAUUAAUUCAACAGCAACAGCAAGCAAGUGCACUUCAUCAACAUCACCAUCAACAUCACCAUCAACAUCAUCCAGUGCUUUAUCAUACUGUUACGACUAGUGUGCCAGGACAAACUAGACUUCCAGGUACAGAAGACUAUUUAAUGUUUAACACAACGCCCCAAACUCCUUUACAAAAAGCUCCGAGUAAUUAUCCAGAUACCGAUGAAACAUUACGAUUAGCUAUGCAGAAAUUGAAGCAAACUCCUUUGCAACUACAACCACAACAGGCGGCAACUGGAAUACCACACGCUUAUGUUAUUCCAAUUCCAGUAGUGCCUUCUGAAACUAUGCAAAACGUGUCUCAACAACCUACUAGUUAUACAAGUGAACUAACCGAAUCUCUAGAGCCAGCACAUAAUCCGGCAAUUAUAAAUUCAACGCAAUAUCAGUUCACGCCUAUAUUACCAGAUGGAACAAAUAUCGCAGUAUCCUCUACUGGAUCCUUAGUUACACCUAUACCGAUAUCAAGUUCAACGGGAAGUGGAGGUUACAUCCAGUAUCAUGAUAAUCAAACAUUAUCAAAUUUUCAAACAUUUAGUUGUACACCACAUGGCGGUUUCUUUUUACCAGCUGGCUAUCGGCUAAUAUACGCUCCUUCUGGUGGAACGUCUCAGUCGCAGCCAGCUACACCAGCUACCCCACAUAUAGGAAAUUCUCAUGACGGUACACCGCCGGCAGAACCUUUGCACGCCGCAAAUGUUGACAAUUCAACAGCUCCACCUUCCCAUACCGAUCAAUAACGUAAUCUUCAACAGGUUAUGAUCUAUAUUUUUCGAUUUACUCAUUUUCGUAAUACAUUCUUUAUUUAAACGUGUUGCCCUUAUCCAUUAGUAUGAGAAUCAUGCAUUAUUACAAUUGUUAUUCUAUUAUAGUUUUGCUAAUACGUAUUGCUACCCUCGUCUUCGUGGAUAUGUAUGCGAGGAGAUGCGAAUGAAAGUAUUUAGGAUGUAUUUGAUAUUGUAACAUCCGUGCGUAUCGCUAAAAUAUUCUCGUUAUCUGUGCGUCAGCAUAUUAAUUAUUUGAUAUGUGCCUCACAGCAAAAUUAAAACUCUCAAAUCGUACACGGAGAAUAUUUUGAAUGAACGAAUUAAGCUUCUGGACAAAAAAAUAAAACAUAGGAAAGAAAAAGAAAUAAAAUAUUGAAAUUGAGGAUAGAGGCCUUUACAUGUACUGUGCUUAUAUCUUAUUGUAGUAAAUAUCAUUCUUUAGUGAAAAUGCUUAUUAAAAGACUUUUUCUGCUCUCAAUUUAUUGAUAGCACAGUCCACAUUAGUACAGGCCUCAGCUAGUCUUACAAAUGAUGGCGUACAGCCAUUCUGCUCGAUAUAUAUGUAUAACUGUUAAUGUAUACUGAAUGCUUUGGAGAGAGAAUGUAUGUUUACGUGUGCAUGGAUGUGAUUGCAGGAGUCAGACAGAGAAAAAAUAUGAUUAAUAUAGUCACUGUUAUGCUUUAAUGUAUUUCUAGCGAUUUUACCUAUUUCAAUUAAAAAAAAAGUCAUGUGUUACUAGUUAGCAGUUUCAUGUAUCUUAUCUAAUAUUAUAUCAACUAUUAUCUUUUUUAGACUUGAUUGUGAAUAUUUUUAUUAUUGCAUAUUUAAUUUAUCGAAGUUUAUUUCAUUUGAAUUGGCAUUUCAUUUACAAUACGUUCUGAAAUACAUUUGCACAAUCCAUUCCUUCGAAUAUUUUAGGAAUUUUUGUUAUUUAGCACUUCAAUUUCUGAUAAAAUGAUGAUGAAAAUAAUGGUAAUCAUCACAGAUAUUGAGAAUCUAAGUAAGAAAAAAAGAAGCUCAAUAGGGACAUGACAUAUGUAUGAAAUUCAUACAUGUUUUAACAAUAUCAAAAAUAAAAUAAUCUAGUGCUUGUGUUACAUCCCAAAAAAUAUAUUUUAAAUUUUCAUCUGUGCUAUCACAUAUUGCAUUUUGCAAUAUAGUUAAGAAUAGCUUAUUUGUAUAACUACAAAUAUUACUGCUGUUUAUUGAUGAUUAUAAUGUUAUCUUUAUUUCGUUCAAAUAAUUGCAGUUCUCGUCGUUUUUAAUGUUGCGAUUUAUUACUGCUUUAAGCAUGAAUUUAUUAUUAUCAGUAUUAGAAUGUCGAAAACUAUUUUAAAAUUUUGAAUAUGAAGUUUUUUCUUGUAAUUUCCAAGUUAUUGAUACUUGAUCAUGAUAUUAUAUUAAAUUACACUCAAUUGUUUCAUAUACACAUAUGUUUUAUUUCUAAGUUUUGCAUACCAUAAUUCCGUUAUUUCGUUUUCCACUUUAUUUGGGUGAAAAUAUAAUUAUAACAUUAAAUCCAGUUAAUCCACCUGGUAAUAAAUUCAUGUGGCUGUUGAACGAAACAUUAUAAUAUAGGUAAUUGUAUGUAUUUCUUAUGGAAAUGCAUUGCAAUUAUUCUUAUAUAGUUACUUUUAAAUAAAUUUAUUAGAUAAUACUCAAAGAAAAUGCAUAACAUGUAAUACUUAAUGUACAUAUUAUUCAUUUACUGUUAGGUGGAUUGGCUUUUGAUAAAGAUGCAGCUUCUAUGUUUGUUAAUAAAAGCUGAGUAUAUGAAGUUUCUAAAAUAAACUAUAUUUAAAUAUAAUAA
Messenger RNA from Bombus pascuorum, 12003 nucleotides. RefSeq names its product serine/threonine-protein kinase Wnk (gene Wnk). The transcript is spliced from 22 exons. Gene Ontology annotation, biological process: monoatomic ion homeostasis; protein phosphorylation; positive regulation of potassium ion import across plasma membrane. Bases 872 to 10165 code for a protein of 3097 amino acids. Lineage: Eukaryota; Metazoa; Arthropoda; Insecta; Hymenoptera; Apidae. Gene Ontology annotation, cellular component: cytoplasm. Gene Ontology annotation, molecular function: protein serine/threonine kinase activity; potassium channel inhibitor activity; chloride channel inhibitor activity. The record is from RefSeq and is a predicted model, not a curated record.